CAAUUGGGUUUCUCCAAAAUUGAUUGAAAGAUUAAUUAAUAAGUUGAAUUGUUUGAAUAUAGAAUGGAUGACAAAUCGCUCCCUUAUAAUCUUCGACUACGAAAAGCUUCUGCUCCAACUGAACCUUCCAAGAUCAAUCAGAAGCAUGAAAGAGAUUUUCAGGAAAAAGGAGAUGAAGAAAUAGGUUUGGAGCAGCGAUGUGAAAAAUGUGGGUGUCGUUUUGGUAUUGAAAUCUCUCUUCAUUCACACCAUUGCAAGUGCAAGAAUAAGAUGAGCGAGGAGGGGAUGGAAAAUCAAGUGGUACCAGAAAUGUUGGAUCAAAAUAAUAAUAAUAAAAAAUCCUUCAGAAAAAGAAGCAGGAAGGGAAUACCAACACGGGCUCCUCUUUUUUCAGUCUUCAAUUAAGAUAUUUAUAGGGCAGUCAAAUUGUGUUCAUAUAUACAACUAUUUCAUGGGUUUUCUCUACCUC
This is a messenger RNA of Momordica charantia (bitter melon), 469 nucleotides long. NCBI's taxonomy places the organism in Eukaryota, Viridiplantae, Streptophyta, Magnoliopsida, Cucurbitales, Cucurbitaceae. The record is from RefSeq and is a predicted model, not a curated record.